Messenger RNA from Caenorhabditis remanei, 1047 nucleotides. RefSeq lists its product as uncharacterized. Lineage: Eukaryota; Metazoa; Nematoda; Chromadorea; Rhabditida; Rhabditidae. Gene Ontology annotation, cellular component: membrane raft. Gene Ontology annotation, biological process: innate immune response. The coding region runs from base 1 to 1047 and encodes 348 amino acids. The record is from RefSeq and is a predicted model, not a curated record. The transcript is spliced from 6 exons.
AUGAGACAACUACUUUGGAUGAUAGUUUUUUCAGCUGCAAUUAGAGCGUCGUCUGCUCUCGAUUGCGUUCAAAUCCCACCCGAUCAAAUACGUCCACUUCACGGUGUAAAAAUUCCUGCUGGAGCCAAUGAGACGGUCGAAAUCCCUCCGAACUGGAGCUGCACUUAUUCGAUUACAACACCACCAAUGAUGAUGGCUCGUGUCUACUUGGAGAAUGGACUGAAAGGAAACAACGAUCGGAUUACGGUCGUCGAUCAACAAGCAACCAAAACUCUUGUGACAGGCCGCUCUUCUUGGUGGAUCCCCUUCUACGUUUUUCCAAAUACAACCACAACAUUCAAUGUUGUAACAAAAAGUGUAAACAUGCAUUCCAAAUUCAGACUGGACAUAUUUUACCAACAACUGCCUGAUCCAGAAGUCACCUAUUUGGGUAACUCUAGUUUGAAAUAUUUCAUGUUGAACGAUUUGAAAGGCACUCAAUACAAUGCUCCCCAGAUGAUGAUCGGGACUGAGCCGAUUUCUCUAGCUAUUGCUCGUUCUGGAUGGGAAUAUGACGUGUUUGAUAACUAUUUUGUGGUUGAUGGAGACUUUCAAAACCCGAAAUAUGUGUACAGAAUGUCUCGAUUCAAAUAUACCGACUACAUUAGCGUAACAAACAAGCUGACGGUUGUUGGAUUGGACAAUCGUGUUUCUGAGAGUUCAGUUGUUUUUUCUCCACUCUCACAAACUCAACAAUUUGAUUCUUUGACUGCAAUUGGAACAUAUUUUGAGGCGAAUCAAUUGGAUAUCGACGGAAAAAACGGGAACAAAAAGAGUAGCGCGGUGACUGUGAUUGGAAUGCAAAAUUAUACAAGAAUCCUUUCAUUUGAUAGAAGCUAUGAACCAGACUGUAUCUUGAAAGCGGUCGAAGCUCCUCCAAGAAGUUCAUCAGAGGUGUUUUAUGACUUCACAACUAUCACCAGUCUACCAGGAAACAUCACUCACAAAUCGUUCUCUAUUAUUGCCGAGAAUUGCUCAGCUUCAUUUAGAAUGGUUUCUCUCGAUUGA